Aphis gossypii (cotton aphid) is the source of this 3195-nucleotide messenger RNA. Its product is annotated as amyloid protein-binding protein 2-like. Gene Ontology annotation, molecular function: protein binding. The transcript has 13 exons. NCBI's taxonomy places the organism in Eukaryota, Metazoa, Arthropoda, Insecta, Hemiptera, Aphididae. Gene Ontology annotation, biological process: intracellular protein transport. The coding region runs from base 219 to 2234 and encodes 671 amino acids. The record is from RefSeq and is a predicted model, not a curated record.
GUGACAAGUGAUAACAUAAGAUUCAAGACAUUAUAGACAAUUAAAUAAUUCCAUAUGGGAAUACUUUGAUGUCGAAUUGCUUUGAAUUCUUAGUUCUAAGUAGUACUGUAGUAGUCUAGCCGCAAUUAACUAUUAAGUGAAAAUAAUACAUAAGCCAAUUUUAAAUGAAGUCUUCAUUAAACUGACAAAAUUAUAUACUGGUGUUUGACAGUCAGUAAAUGAAUAUCAUUAUGAGUAACUCUAGUCCUAAUGUUGAGUCACUUUAUAGUAAAUCAUUAAAGCAGUUAUGCUAUUCCAUGAAUGAAGACACCCUGGUAAAUGUGUUGAAGUGGUUACCACCAUCAAUCAGUUUGCAAAUCUUAUGGAAGGUCUUAAAAGUAAAUAAUGAUUGCGAAAAUUUUGUGUAUAAUCUCCCAGAAAGUAAGAUAUCUUCAAUUAAACGAGGACGUGAAAUUGCUCAAAUGUCAUUACAUAAUUCAGGCUAUGAAGAACCUGUCUCCUAUAGACAGAUGAGCUCUGAAACUCAUGAAGGAUUUGCCACCAUACAACAAACUAAAUUUGUUGAUCGUUUCAAUUUUUCUCAACAUAUUGAUUUAAAUUUGUUUUCAAAAUAUUUGGAAGUUACCAAUUAUCGAAGUGAACUAUUCACUAUUUUCCAGAUUUGUAUACAAAUUAAUGGUUUUCAAUUUCCUAAAAAUUUGGCUGAUGAAUGGAUAAAAAUAGAUAUUCAAGAUGAAAGUAACAGUGUUUAUGUUCAUCAUAUUGAUCAAGGUCUCAAAUUAGGAAUUUUUCUUGGGGACGCCGGCUGGUUCAGCGAAUGUGCUCUAGUUUUAUCACAUACAUACAAAAUAAUUACUACAAAAUGGCUGUGUCAUGACCAAAAUUUAAAAUUGGUCAAAAUUAUUCAAUGCUUAACCAAGUGGUUAUUAGUAGUAUCAAAUUACCAUAAUUUUGAAGAAGCUAAAGUAGUCUUACAAUAUAUGCUACACACUAUCGGUGUCAUUGAAAAAAUAGAAAGAAGAAAAUUGUGUAUAGCAUAUGCCUAUGUAGCGGUUUCACAAUAUUAUUAUGUAUUAAUGGAAUUUAAUGAGGCUUGGUCAUGGGCAUUUAAAGCUGUCUAUGAACUUCAGGAUAAGAGUGCUGACAUUUUGAAAUUGUUGGUAAUAAGUCAUGCCAUUAGAGUUUGUUCUGUUUUGAACAAAUUGAGCACAGCAAGAAAAUUAAUUAAUCAAUUGCACACAUACGAAAAAGAAAUUGAUCAGAAUGUUGAUGUUGAUAUAUUAUUGAAUAUAGCAUGCUACUCAUUGAAAGCAGAUUUAGCAAAAGAUAGCAUUAACAGUUACUAUAUUGCAUUAGAUUCAAGAAGAAAUUUAUUUGGUUAUUAUAAUUUACAUACUGCAAUUGUUUUUGUUGAUUAUGCAUAUGCUCGAUAUGUUUGUGAUUAUUCAACAACUGACUUUAAUGAAGCUAUGCGAAGCAUAUUACAAGGCAUAUUUAUUAUGGAAAAAAUUGGUUUACCAAAUGACAAUAUGUUGUUAGUAAAUGCUGGAAGGAUAAAGGCAUUGAUACUAGAAGAAAAAGCUUUAGAUAUAAUGGACAGAGGUAUCGAUAUUUACAUACAUGAUGGUAUAAGAGAUUUACAAGCAGAUGGAAUAAAGCGAUUGUUAGAAAGGAUGAAGAGGAAUAUGUUAAAUGAAGCUGAAGCUCUUCAUUUAAAAGCAUUAGAAGUUUCUCUAAAAGCAGUUGGUAUGAAAGCUCUGCUUACAGCAAAAUCAUAUUGUAAUUUAGGAAGACUUUAUCAAAGCCAAGAAAAAUAUACGCAAUCCGAACAGAUGCAUUUAAAAGCUAUUGAAAUCAAAGAAUCAAUUUUAGGUAAGGAUAAUCCAGAAGUUGCUUUAUCUUUAGGUCACUUGGCUAGUUUGUACACUUAUCAAUUAAAAAAAUAUCAAGAGGCUGAAGUACUUUAUUUGCGUUCAAAAACAAUAUAUGAAACUACCUAUGGUCAACAGUACACAGGCUUACUGUAUGAUUUUCAAGGAUUGGUGGAAGUUUAUCGAGAACUAAAUGAUAUUGAAAAGUGUAAUCAAUACACUGAAAAUAUGCGAAGGUUUCAUGAAACACGUGAAGCCUGGUUACAUGAAGUACACACUGCGACUGAUGAAAACUGUACUAAAGAUGAUUUUAGUUUAGAAAAGUUUAAAUGCAUACUGAAUGAAUGUGCUUGUGACAAAUAGUAAAUUUAAAUGUUAAAUUAAUUAGAAACUAAUAAUAAAUAUAGUAUUUAAUUUUGUGUACAAAAGUAAUAUCAAUAAUAUUUUAUUCUGAAUGUUUAAUUAUACAUAUUUUAUCAUGUUAAUAUUUCUUGUGCAUAACUAUUUUUAAAAUAAUAUAAAUACAAAAUUGUAUUUAUUUGUUUACGUAUUAGUUAAUUGUACAUUUUAUUUUAUAUUUUUUAUUUUUUAUUAUUAAUUAUUAUUUGAUAAUCAAAUUAAUAUCCUAUAUAAAUAUGCUUGUUUUAGAGAUAAAAUUUAUCUGAAGUCCUAAUGUGUAAUUUUAGAAAAGGUCCAUGACAAGUAGGUAUAAAUAUACCUAUUGGUUGUACUACCUAUAUUUUUAUAUUUAUCCUAUUGUAAUAUUUUUAAAUCAUUAUAUUUAUGUUCUUUAUUGUUAAAUUUCAUUGAUGCAUCAAUAUAUUAUAUAUAUAUUUUUUUAAAUAACAUAUUUAUGUGGUUAUUAACAAUUUUUCAGAGUACAGUGAAAAUAUUUUUAAUUAAGUCAAACUUAGUUAAGUGUGAACUCUAUUCAGUUUUCAAUUGAUUGAACAAAUUAAAGUAAUUCUACAUAUUUUUAAGAAAAAAUACUGUUUUUAAAAACAAAUAUGUUUAUAAUUUUAAGUGAUUUUUUUACUUUUGAUUUUGUAUAGUUUUAAUAUUAAUAAUUAACUGAUAUAUUUAAUGUUUUUAUUUAAAUAAGUUAAAUUAUAAGCAAGCAAUAAUAAUGUAAAUAAUAUAUUCAUAAUUUGACCAUUAAUUUUGUCAAAAGGACUUACACUUGCAUUCUAGUUGCAUAGUAUCAUUCAUAUUAUUAUUUAUAGUUAAAAAUUAUUUAUGUACCUACUCACUACCUAUGCUAUUUUUAGAAAUAAUGUGUUUUACUGAUAACAUAAAAAUAAAUUUAAAAGUACCUAACUAGUAA